Messenger RNA from Xyrauchen texanus (razorback sucker), 2268 nucleotides. RefSeq names its product proline/arginine-rich end leucine-rich repeat protein (gene prelp). The transcript is spliced from 3 exons. The record is from RefSeq and is a predicted model, not a curated record. Gene Ontology annotation, molecular function: protein binding. NCBI's taxonomy places the organism in Eukaryota, Metazoa, Chordata, Actinopteri, Cypriniformes, Catostomidae. Bases 169 to 1305 code for a protein of 378 amino acids.
AGGAACAGAGGGAAAGACCCAAUAAGCAGCCUGCUUAGCAGAGGAGAACAAGGAAAGUACGGAGGCAAGAGGGGGAAAGAAAGAGAAGAAAGAAAAGUGGCGGAGAAAAUCUGUGAGAGUAAAGUGACAGCUUUUCAUCAAACGAGGGCAGGAACCAGCAACAGGACCAUGAAAGCUGGGCUUGCAUACUGCUCUCUGAUUGUCCUUUUUCUGAUCGCGGACGUCUCAGGCCAGCGAAAGCCAAAGCCUGUCCGCCCACCUACCACCAAGAAACCUCCUGCCCCUAAGAAACCUUCACCCCCUGACCCAAAACCAACCCUUGAACCCCGGGAACCCACAGACUUCCCCCCUCCGAUCCUAGGUCCUCCUUCUAUAUUCCCAGAUUGCCCUAGAGAGUGUUUUUGCCCCCCAUCGUACCCAAAUGCCUUGUACUGUGAAAACCGCAACCUCCGGAAGAUCCCGAUCAUCCCAUCCCGCAUACAUUAUCUUUACCUACAGAACAACUACAUUGAUCAAAUGUCUGCAGACUCCUUUAACAACUGCACUGAGCUUAUGUGGAUAAACCUGGGAAACAACCGAGUUCGUUCGGUGGAAAAACAAGUAUUUGAGAAGCUGCCAAAUCUACUUUACCUCUAUAUGGAGAGGAACCAGCUUAAGGAGGUGCCCAAUGACCUUCCAGUUGGUCUGGAGCAGCUUAGACUCAGCCACAAUCAAAUCUCAAAGAUCCCUCCUGGAGCAUUUUACAAGAUGGAACAUCUUGUACUCCUGGAUCUGCAUCACAACAGGAUUAGUGACAGUGGCUUGAGCAAGAACAUCUUCAAAGAUCUGAAGAACUUGGUUCAGCUCAACCUGGCCCAUAAUAUCCUCAGGAAGAUGCCCACUAAUGUACCAAAUAAUAUCUUCCAACUUUUCUUGGACAGAAAUAACAUUGAGGAGAUUCCAAAGAACUACUUUAAGGACUUUGCCAACCUAGCCUUUGUGAGACUUAACUACAACCAGCUUAGUGACAAGGGCCUUCCAAAGAUGGUGUUCAAUGUGAGCUCACUGAUGGAUUUGCAUUUGGCGCAUAACAAGCUGAGCACUGUUCCAGUAUUCAGCUCCGAGCUGGAGCAACUUCACCUCAAUAACAAUAACAUUGAGAGUGUAAAUGGCACAGAGAUCUGCCCCUCAAAUUCUCACAGCCUGCAUGAUGAGGACAGUGCACCCAAACUGAGAUACCUGCGGCUGGAUGGUAAUCAUCUGAGUCCUCCUGUCCCCCUGGAUGUCAUCAUGUGUUUCAGGCACCUUCAUGCCAUAGUAAUAUAGAAGAUGUUAUGAGUCAUGAACAGAUACAUGCCUGUGUAGCAUCAGGCCUUCCUGUCUACUUGACAGUACUGAUUGAAUCAAACAGUACAAAAGAAAACAAGUAAGGAAUUGAGAAUGGCAAUGCAUUGUUUCCUUUAUGUUUAGAUAUGUUUUAAUGUGUAAUCUAAGAACAUUCAAUGCACCAUAUUUAUUGAACUUCCUGCCUUGAAUACAAUUGAGCAUGAGUAUUCUGCAUUAAGUGUUUAUCUAUAUACAGAUGCAGCAGCAAUGACUAUAAGCAGAGUUAAAUAAAUCCUAAAAAUAAAGGUACAUUAAUUGACGUACUGUGCUACAGACGAGUCUAGUUACAACUAACAAAUAAUCAGUAAAAAAUGUGUAUUGGUCUAUAGGGGUAAGAAAACAAAGAGGACUAUAAAGAAAACUCUACACUGUAAAAAAAAUUGUCAAGUAACGUAAUAUGUUUCUUGAGGUAACCGACAUGGACAUAACUGUUUUUUUACAGUGUAGAUGGACACGUCAUGGAAUAGUAGGGAAUGAUAAAAGGGGGAAUAAUGUAACUACUGUGUAGUUGAAAAUGUCCUUAAUGUGCCUGUGUUUUUAAGGUACCGUGUUUAGUCCUGCCUUUUUCUUGUGUGAAUAUUUCUGUAUAAAUAAAUGUUCUCUUCCAUGUUAUACACAAUGAGAAUGUAUUAACCUUCUGUCUUGUGCAGUAUGUUCUCUAUAAUAGCAUUCAAUUAAAAAAAAAAAAUUUUAAAAAAAAGAACAUAUAAGCUACUCUUAAAAUUAAAUUAAAUAUUCCGGGUUCAGUCUAAGUUAAGCUCAAUCGACAACAUUUGUAGCAUAAUACUGAUUACCAAAAAAAACAAAACAAUAUAAUAUAAAUAUAAAUCGGAACCUAUUGUUAUAACUUUAUGAUCAGGCAUGAGACAGAUGUUCUUGAAUAAAAAGUUUAAUAAAAAAAUG